GGUUUCCUCAGAUCGAAGUCAAAGCUGCGGUCUUCGGGCAGAUAAUAAAUGCGUCUCCAAUUUGAGACAAAGUUGUGUCGGGACCAGGACUGUGCUUAGAAAAGAGGAGUAGCAUCGAGGACUUCUGAUUUCGCUCGGGACUCCGACAUUCAGAAACGACGAGGCAAAAAGAGGAAGAAAAGGUGUCCGGGCCCGGGCCAGGACUUUGGCGAAUGUGCUGGGAGAACGAUAUGCUCUUGCAUUGAGAACAAUGAUGAGUGGAGUAAGUCAGCAGGUCACGGGCAAAUCGUUUGAGUAACAGGAUGUGGGGAAUUUCUGUUUACAGAGAGAAAUUGUGUAAAAUCCAAGCGGAGAGCAGGAUGGAAAGUGUGUAGUGACUGGGAUAGCGUGCGUCUCAUCUCUCAGGCUCUCGCGAGCGCCGUUUGCCCUCAUGAUGAUGUUUCACUAUGCACUCGGGGCCCAAAGUGAACCAUCGACGGGCUGGCACGCAGUGAAUUCUGACGAACGAAGGAAGGCCACAGAGGGCACGGAGGACAACAGGCGGGCCUGAAGAGGUGGAAGGAAAGAAAUUCCGGAGAUUAGAAUCAGCACACCGCCCGGAGGUUUAGCAGCGUCUUGGCUUGUAAUUCGCUGCUUGUUCGAAUCCAGUGAGGUAAAACCCAUGAACGAUAGCUUUAGCUAAACCCAAUGGAAACAUGCGUGUGGAGGGGACAUUCUGAUGUAAUGUCAUGAUGGAAGAGUCCACGGCCUCAGAAGCAGAGGAACGAAGUAGAGGGGCAGUCGUGCACUCGUGCGAAAAGAUAGGAACACCGGUAUGUAGUGCAUGUACAAUCCGAGGCAGGCACAACGGUGAGGGCAACAGGAUGUCUGAAGCUGUUUUGAGGCGAAGAAUUGGAGACAGGAUUGUUGCAGGAGGGCAACGGACCGGGCGGAGGAUUAUGGGGCAGGUUAGGAAUAUGGUGUAGUUUCCCUGUCGAGCUGGGUGCAGAGUUUAUGUCACGAAGUGGUGGCACGGUCGCAUGUGUUCUGUAGGAAUGGGUGUUAUGAGUAAGUUUGAUGAACAAAGAAGGGCUUGAUUUUGUUUCUUGUUCGGGUCGAUCAUCAGAGUCAGAGCAUAUGGCUUCUUCACACACUCAAGUGCCGCGCAAUGCGGCAUCAGUGGCCUCCGAUGAUGCAGAAACUGCUCUCAAGCUUUUCUUGCAAGGAAAGUUCGAUGAAGCAGAGGCAUUUGUUGAAGAAAAUGCCAAGACGCGGGAGGCUGUUGUGAGUGCGGUGCCGAUUUUCACUCAUUGCCACGCUGUCAUUCUUUUCGCCAAAGCUGGGAUUACGGGUACUGAGGAAGACAGGAAGCAAGCGGCGGAGCGGCUCACCGAGGCUGCAACAAUGGCCAGAGAACACGUACCGACUCAAGGCUGGGUGAAAAGUAUAGCAGUAUGGGGAAUGAGCUAUUUUGCCGCGCCCCCAAAACAGGACGACAUUUCUGAGGAAGAACUUAGCUGUCGCAUAAUUGAAGCAGAGGCAACGUAUUUAUUAGCAUUAUUAUGCUUUUUUGAAGAAUCUAUGGCAUCAUUCUUCAAGGCCGCAUUAUUGAUAAGAAAAGCUAUACGGGGGUACAAACAUUGCCACACUAUCCUUCAGCGUCAGCAACAUGCAAACAGGAGCAAGCAUGAUGUCGGAGCUGUCCAAUUAGGGUUUGGUGGAUUCAGCUUGGCGAUUUCUAUGCUUCCUCCAAAAUUGUUACGUCUACUGUCAGUGCUAGGAUUUCCCUGCAAUCGACAGGCAGGACUUAAUUCCAUAGACCAAAGCCUGCGAGGUGGUGGCCUUCGGUCAUCUGUUGCUGGCGUGUUAUUACUUUCAUACCAUGUAGUUCUACCUGCUUUCUUUUCCAUACCUCAGGAACGAGAGCAACAUGUCCAAGAAGCCGAACGUGUUCUCACCAUGUUACAAGACUUGUUUCCAAGCAGUUUCUUUUUGAGUUUUUAUAGAGGGCGACUGCAAAGACUCAAAGGAGAUUUGCAAGGAUCAAUAGAAUGGUUCAUGAAACUGGACAAGGGUCUUGAUUUACAACCGGAAUCAAAGUUCUUCAAAGUGCGGCAUGCUUGGGUUUACGAGCUUGGCCUUAGUCACAUGAUGAAACUUGAGUGGGAAACUGCAGAAAGAUAUUGGACGGAACUACAGGAAGAUAGUGUUUGGUCUCCAGCCUUUUUCGCUUAUGUUCAUGCUGCUUGCCUUUGCAUGCGGGGAGAAACGAAGGCCGCUGCAGAUAACUUCUCCAAGGUCAAAGGACUUAUGAGGGGAAUGUUCUCUGGACGAAUCUUAGCAGAGGAACAGUAUGCAUCAAGAAAAAUCAAAGAUCAUGCUCUUGACACUGAAGAGGGCUCCAGAAGUUUGCAGGGUCGCUUAAGCGGUGUUGAGUUCCUGUACUUGUGGAACUCUUUCCCCCAGAUGCCACCGGAGAAGCUGGAAGAAGUAAUAAGGAUUAUACAGGAAGCAGAGCAAACAAUUCGUCAAGGUACACAGGAGGCGGAGGAAGAAGGUGCUGAGAGUGACUCGAAGUCUGCAACUGCGGAGAAAUCUGCAGAACAGGUUUCUGGGUCCAAGGCUGCUCAAGACACGAUUUGUUUCAACAACAUACGAGCCUUUCUGGAGGAGGAUGAAGAAGACGGAGAUGAUGAUCUUGCACUUUGUAUCCUGAUGAAAGGAACAGCGUUUCGGGAGUUGGGCAAACUGGACGAAGCACAAGAAUGUUUGAACCAAAUAAGGGAGGAGACUUGUUACUUGGAAACGGAGCUCUUUGUGCUUCCAAUGGCUGCAUAUGAACGUGCUUUACUUUUGAUCAAUCAACAUGCUUAUCGUGUUUCCCAGGACCCUCUUCAAAAGUCAAACUUCGAUCUUCUAGUGGAGGCCGAGAAGGAGCUUUCCACAGCAGAAGGUUAUAAGCAUGACUACAACUUUUUAUGGCGCCUCCUGGGACGUGUUCAUGCUGCCAGAGGAGCGAUUCAAGCUUUCAUGGGUGGGGAGUCAAGUCAAUCAUCAGACCUAUCGAGUACAGAGGAUAUAGCCAGUGCAGAGUGCCAGUGGAUUGAUAAUGAUGACUUCGACAUCAACUCACCAAGGACGAGGCAGAAACUGAGAGAGCAAGUAGACUUAGAAGACAAGGACAUAUUCUUCGAUGCUUUAUAAAUAUUGUAGAUACAGAAUCAUUUCAAUGUAAUAAUAAUCAUUAGAUAUGAGAUAGAAGUUGGUCAAUGCAAAUUUAUUCAAAUUUAUGGUGUACAUAAGUUGGACCUUAAAUGCAGUGGGACCUUAUAUUUCACAAGUUGUAAGACACUGAGUUGAUUGCCUCACGGUCAUGGGAGCCAGUAAGAGGGAGAUAAGGAUAGAGAGGAUUAUAACAUGGGUGUGCUAAGCAUAAAUGUAUAUUGGUACAUUUCCACUAUGAAUGAAAUAAAAUUCCUG
Marchantia polymorpha subsp. ruderalis is the source of this 3459-nucleotide messenger RNA. The record is from the annotation of a GenBank genome assembly. NCBI's taxonomy places the organism in Eukaryota, Viridiplantae, Streptophyta, Marchantiopsida, Marchantiales, Marchantiaceae.